AUGGCUCUAUAUUUUUCUCAGAAAGUUAUUGGUGCGGUAGGGAUGCUGAUCCCUUCGGAGAACACACCCCCUGAUGUCGAGGCUGCAAUCGAUGCCAAAAGGCCACCACAGAGCAAGAAGAAACCGGAUGGAAUCAUUGGUUAUAUCCACAAUGUAUACGUGGCGGAAACCUGGAGAAACAAAGGAAUCGGGUCGAAACUCUUGCCGCAGGUGUUCAGAGAUGUGAGGCUAGCAAGACUUGCUCCCAAAUGA
Perkinsus marinus ATCC 50983 is the source of this 252-nucleotide messenger RNA. RefSeq lists its product as hypothetical. Bases 1 to 252 code for a protein of 83 amino acids. The record is from RefSeq and is a predicted model, not a curated record. Gene Ontology annotation, molecular function: acyltransferase activity, transferring groups other than amino-acyl groups. The transcript has 3 exons. Lineage: Eukaryota; Perkinsozoa; Perkinsida; Perkinsidae.